Molecule: messenger RNA, 408 nt
Organism: Staurois parvus
Lineage: Eukaryota; Metazoa; Chordata; Amphibia; Anura; Ranidae
Source: the annotation of a GenBank genome assembly
GGCACUGACUGGCAUCACUGCUGGGCACUGACUGGCGGCACUGACUGGCACAACCCCUGGGCACUGACUGGUGGCACUGACUGGCAGCACUGCUGGGCUGCACUGGUGGGUGGCACUGGUGGGUGGGCACAGGUGGGUGGCACUGGUGGGCACAGGUGGGUGGCACUGGUGGGCACAGGUGGGUGGGCACAGGUGGGUGGCACUGCUGGGCACAGGUGGGUGCACUGCUGGGCACAGGUGGGCGGAACUUGUGGGUGGCACUGCUGGGCACCGAUCAUCAGGGCACUGAUCAUCAGUGGCCCUGAUGAUCGGUGCCGAUCCUCGCUCUGACAACUGCCGGUUCUCGGCAGUACUUUCCUCACGAUCUGACAGCGUGACGAAAGUGCAGCCGAGAACCAGCACUUGCAU